Messenger RNA from Heterostelium album PN500, 4026 nucleotides. It is a transcript of the gene colC, whose product is annotated as colossin C. The coding region runs from base 1 to 4026 and encodes 1341 amino acids. The record is from RefSeq and is a predicted model, not a curated record. Lineage: Eukaryota; Evosea; Eumycetozoa; Acytosteliales; Acytosteliaceae. The transcript has 2 exons.
AUGGUCCAUUCGUUGGAGUUGGAAUUAGUGUCACCAAUUCCAAGAGCACCGGUUCGUGGUGAUACUUUUGCGCUUUCCGUUAUGGCUUUCGAGGAUUUGAAUGGCGACACGAAAUACCAACCAGGUGAACCACCCGUUCCCGGUGUUUUUAUUUAUCCAAGCAUGAAUGCUACACACGUCGAUCUCUAUGGUAACCAAAUUCCCAAUGUCACUCUCUCUGCCAACGGUACCUACAUCUACGAUAUGCUUGGUGAUGUCAGAUUGUACGUUUUCAAUUUCGUCAGUCAACCAGGUUGGCUGUUCCGUUCGUAUCCAAAGACGGUAGAAACCCAGAUCCAAUUCAUCCAGCAACCGGACGCCCUCAAAGCGAAUUUCUUGCUAACUCCCGAUUCGUUCCAUGCACCGAUGUACCGUGCCGACACCCAACUGCCAACCACUCUCAGUUUGCAGUUGAACAUCACCACCCCCGAUCCAGUCAAUCCGACCACCCAGACAGGCGCACAAAAAACAACCGCUCAGUUUGCCACUGCCAGUUCGUCAACUGCCUGGGGUGGAAGCGACAACCCAAAAAUGGCCAUCUACGGUUGGUACUACUACGAUGUCAACAACAACGGAAUCUGGGACAGCGGAGAAAUCGGUGUACCCAACGUACAGACCUACAUCGUCGACUGGACUGGACUCAAUCCAACCGGUCAGAACAGCACCCCAGUUGCUACACCCACUCAAUCGACUGGUAACGGUCGUUUCCACUUUGACAACUUGAAGCCAAACUACUACUACCAAAUCAUUGCUUCCAACCCGGCUGGCUACACUUUCGGUAAGCUCAACACUGAUUUCGUAUGUGAUCUCAACAAACCAUAUCCACCACUCAGCGCCAACUACGCAGUUACACUCGAUGGUUUCGUCUACCACGACAAGAACAACGAUGGUUUCCACCAGGGAGGUUAUGAAUUCGGUGUUCCAGGUGCCAUGGCCAGCAUUAUCGAUGUCGCCACCAACAAAACACCGGUCAUUGGUUUCUCAGGCUCCGCCGUCGCUCCAAACCCAACACCAUCCAGUGCUUUCGGUUGGUACCGUUUCGACGAUCUCAUUCCAUAUCACACCUACCGCAUUCGUUUGACCAACCCCGCCGGUUAUAGAUUCGGUAAGAUCUACCCAGAUUACUCGUGCAACGGUUGUGUCCAUCGUCCAACUCAAUACGAUCAACCGAUCAAAGGAAAAUACAUCAUAACACUACCGAUUUUCAAAACACCGCUCAUCAAAUCCGAAGGUUAUCCCGCCGGUAUGGAUGAGAUGGACUUUUACUUCUACGUGCCACCCAUCGAAGGACAAGACAGCAAUCCAGUGACACUCUAUCCAACUGCCACUGUCAAGCCAAGUGGUGCCAGUUCCAACUCGGCCACUCUCAUUCCAACCUCUGCUACCGCCACUCAAACCGGUGAUCCAACUAACAACCCAACCAACAAACCAACCGUCACUCCAACCACCGAUAUGACCAACUACCAAACUACCAACCCAAGUUCUGGACAAGUCACCAAUGUUCCAACUGGUGAUUUGACAUAUAUCUUAACUUCUACAAACACCUCGGUUUCUCCAAGUACCAACUCCACUACCUCUCCACCAAUAAAGGACAGCGGUGCUUUCACUACCAAUUUGUUUGUUGAUGGCAAUGGUAAUGGUAUUAAAGAUAACAAUGAGAAACCAAUUCCAAAUACAGUUGUGUAUUUGUUGGAUGGCAGUGGUAAACCGGUUCUAGAUAAGGAUGGUAAACCAGUGCAAUCAAUCUCUGAUGAAAACGGAAAAGUUACAUUCCAAAAUGUUCCAAACAACCAACCAUACUAUCUCUACAUCAAGCCAGUUCCAAAUGGAUUGGUUGAUCCAGGUCCCAUCGGUCCAAUCAGAAUUCCAAUCGAUGGAUUGACAAGACCAUCGGUUCCUGGUGACAAUGUUGUCAAUCCAACCAUCACUCCACUCGGUGACUAUGGUUUGUUCCCAGCCGGACCAAACGACGGAAAGGGUGAUGUCGGUGGAACCGUCUUUUACGAUCCAAACUUCAACAGUCUACAAGACAAUGGAGAACCAGGAAUCUCUGGUCUUCAAGUCAUCGUUUACUCUCCAGUCUAUGGAUAUCCAAUUGGAUCGGCCAUCACCGACGCCAACGGAAAAUGGAAGAUUCCAGGUCUCAACCCCAAUAUCCCAUACCGUAUUGAGUAUGUUGUUCCAGAUUACUUGGUAUCGACCGGUGCCGCUUUGGUUAGAUUCGUCAGAGGUGGUGAUAGCAGCUUGUCUCUUGGUUUGGUAUAUUACAACCAGACCGGUUCCGAUAAGGGUAACAACUACCCCAAGUCAUUCGCCACAACAUGCUUUGUCAAGGGUGCCAACAACGGUCCAUACAGAGAUCACACUACCGUCGUUGCAUUCUACAGUAACGCCGUUGGAAAAGGAUACGAAGCCGAAGGUUCACAGUAUAUCUACAAGAUGGCUACCCACGGACAAGUCGGUGCCGUCAACGGUAUCGCCUACGACCCCAAGACUGGUGACACUUUUGUUUCCGCCUACCACAAGACUGGUAGUGAUAUCGGUCCAUAUGGAACCGGUGCUAUCUACAAGAUCAACAGUAAGCUCGGUAUCACUGUAUACGCCAAUUUGAAUGCACUCUACGGUACUCAAUACUGUGGUCCAUACACCCAUUCCUUCGAUUACCGUGAGCGUGAUGUUGCCGGUCCAUGGGUCGGAAAGAUUGCUUUCGGUGAAAUGAUUGCUACCAACGAUUAUCUCUACGUAACCAACUUGUUUAGAAACGAUAUCGUCUCGAUUCCACUCCGUCAAACACCAACUGCUACCAACGUUGUCGCCAUCAACGUACCCAAUCCAGGAUGUAGCGCUCCAAACGACUGGCAUAUCUUCCCAGUUACCGUCUACCAAAACGAUUUGUACACUGGUGGUGUCUGUGCUGGUGAACUUGGAUCGACUCUCUCCACCUACAUUCUCAAGUAUGACCGUGCCAACAAGAAGUUUAUCAAUGUCCUAUCGUUCACUAUGAACUACGCUCGUGGUUGCCGUUACAUGGAUAACUUUGCCAACUGUGUCGGUUCACAAUGGACUCGUUGGACUGUUACCGAUACCGCCCAGCCAAUGCUCACCUCCAUUAUCUUUGAUGAUUUGGGUCACUUGGUUAUGGGAUUCAAGGAUCGUUCCGGAGAUAUCGGUUCCACAGUCUCUGCUCCAGAUAUGUUGGUCGCCUGUCUCUCACCGACCGGUUACUACUUCCUCGAGAACAAUGGUGUCUGCGGUGGUUACCUCGGAUCCAGUCCAAAUCAAAAGUCACUCUCUGGACUCUACUUUGGUCCAGGUGGUGGUCAGUACUUUGACGUCAAGAAGCCAGGUAUCCACGACUACAUCUCGUCGUUUGCCGCUGUCAAGGGUGGUCCUCAGGUCAUUGUUACCACUGGUUUCGAUAUGUACGAAACCUUCGAAGGUUCGAUCCGUUGGUACAACUCAACUACCGGUCGUGUCCUCAAGGGAUUCUCGCUCUACAUCUCAGUGUCAUCGAAGGCUCCAACCUUUGGAAAGUCCAACGGUCUCGGAGACAUCACUGCCAUCUACGAUAGCUCCAUGGACCAAACUCAAGUCGGUAGAAUCUGGUGGGAUACCAAUCUCAACGGUAUUCAAGAUGCUAACGAGCCAGGUAUUGCCAACAUGACAUCCUACUUGAUGGUGCCAACCUCCAACAAUCCAGUUGCCAUUGUGAGCACCGACAACAACGGUUACUCUAUCUACCGUGUCCAACCGAACACUCAAUACGUUUGUCUUAUCCCAGCUUCUGAACUCGCCAAGCUCGGUCCAAUUGCAAUUUCACCAAAGAAUGUCGAUCCAUCCAAGAACGGUCCAUACAAGGACAGCGAUGGUCAAUUGGUCAACGGUAAUCUCCUUGCAGUCUUCAAAUCACCAAGCUACGGUGGUUACUAUUUCGACAAUUGCCACUUUGGUAUCUACUCAAAGAAUGCUCCAGUAUACCCAAAGUAA